UACACUCCACUGAAGCUCGAAAGUGACGGGCUUUAUGUCUCAAGAAAAAAAAGUGAGGGGCUUUUCAAAAUCAAGAACCAGCCACACCACACCAUAUAGUUGAUUCUUUAGAUCUCUUGAGUCAACAAGAACACAACCAAUUAACCAAAUCAAACCCACCAACAAAAUUCAACUAAAAACCAAAAUUGAAAAAGUUACAAUUUUAGAAGAUAAUGCAAGAAUCUGUAGCUGAACCAGAACCAGAACCAGAUGAUAAAGAACUAAAACUCAAGCUUCUCUUCGAUAAUGGCACACUCUAAUCUCGGCCUUCUCGUAUUCAACAUCAUCUUUUUCCUCUCCAUUGCAGUUUUCAAUCUCUCACAAGCAAAAUCGUCACCAUUGGUACAAAUUAAGCAGCAAAAGGCAGACCAAGACAAUGAGCCAUUUGUGGGUCUUAAUAUAGGAACAGAUGUGUCCAAUAUUUUGUCAGCAACUGAGCUUGUUUCUUUUCUGCAAGUUCAAAAGAUUACUCACAUUCGCUUCUAUGAUGCUAAUCCUGAUUUACUCAAAGCUUUGGCUAAAACCAAGAUUAGGGUCAUGAUCAGUGUGCCUAAUAAUCAGCUUCUUGCAAUUGGCUCCUCGAACACCACAGCAGCCUCUUGGAUUGAUCGAAAUGUGGUUGCAUACUAUCCACAGACUUUAAUCACUUCAAUUGCUGUAGGUGAUGAGGUUUUAACUACUGUGCCCUCUUCUGCUCCUUUACUUAUGCCUGCUAUUGAGUCUCUUUAUAGUGCUUUAGUUGCUGCAAAUUUGCAUACUCAGAUCAAGAUUUCAACUCCUCAUGCUGCAUCUAUAAUUCUCGAUCCAUUUCCUCCUUCUCAGUCCUUUUUUAAUCAGAGUUGGACUUCUGUUAUGCUUCCUCUGCUUCAGUUUUUGUCGAAAACUGGCUCCCCGUUGAUGAUGAAUCUUUAUCCGUAUUAUGUGUUUAUGCAAAAUAAAGGGGUGGUGCCUAUUGAUAAUUCGUUGUUCAAGCCUUUGACACCGUCUAAAGAAAUGGUUGAUCCUAAUACUUUGUUGCACUAUAAUAAUGUGCUUGAUGCUAUGAUUGAUGCUGCUUAUUUUUCUAUGAAGAAUUUGAAUGUUACUGAUGUUGUGGUUCUUGUUACGGAGACUGGGUGGCCUUCGAAGGGUGAUUCGAAAGAGCCUUAUGCUACUAUCGACAAUGCAGACACGUAUAAUUCUAAUCUGAUUAAGCAUGUUCUUGAUCGUAGCGGGACUCCUUUUCAUCCAGAAAUAACUUCCGAUGUGUAUAUAUACGAAUUGUUCAACGAGGACUUGAGGUCACCACCGGUAUCAGAAGCAAAUUGGGGACUGUUCUAUGGGAAUUCAACACCGGUUUAUCUGCUUCAUGUUUAUGGAAGUGGGACUUUUUUGGCUAAUGAUACAACAAACCAGACAUAUUGCAUUGUAAUGGAUGGUAUUGAUUCAAAGACGUUGCAGGCUGCAUUAGACUGGGCAUGUGGACCGGGAAGGGCUAAUUGUAGCGAGAUUCAGCCGGGGGAGGACUGUUAUUCGCCCAACAAUGUGAAGAACCAUGCUUCUUAUGCAUUUGAUAGCUAUUAUCAGAAGGAAGGGAAGUCUGCAGGGUCUUGUGAUUUCAAGGGUGUGGCCAUGAUCACCACCACGGAUCCAAGUCAUGGUAGCUGUAUCUUUCCAGGAAGUAAGAAGUUAAGCAAUCAAACACGGACUGCUGCAAAUACAACUCAAUCAAGUGGUUCAGCAGAUAGUUCAAGAUUAAUCAUCUUCAGAACCAGUAAAAUGUUCAUAAUUGAUAAGGGUUUAAGCCCUCUGUUGGCUGUAAUUCUUUCCAUUUUAUACAUUCCUUUUGUAACCAGGUGUUGAGGUGCUAGAAUAAAACAAUUUCUUUAGCACAUAUUGUUAUUAUCAUUAAGUGUUCGAUUCAUUA
Molecule: messenger RNA, 1945 nt
Organism: Mercurialis annua (annual mercury)
Lineage: Eukaryota; Viridiplantae; Streptophyta; Magnoliopsida; Malpighiales; Euphorbiaceae
Product: glucan endo-1,3-beta-glucosidase 1
Biological process (GO): carbohydrate metabolic process
Cellular component (GO): plasma membrane
Molecular function (GO): hydrolase activity, hydrolyzing O-glycosyl compounds
Source: RefSeq, a predicted model, not a curated record